Messenger RNA from Lates calcarifer (barramundi perch), 5188 nucleotides. RefSeq names its product centromere protein J-like. NCBI's taxonomy places the organism in Eukaryota, Metazoa, Chordata, Actinopteri, Centropomidae. Gene Ontology annotation, biological process: cilium assembly; centriole elongation. Gene Ontology annotation, cellular component: centriole; nucleus; centrosome. The record is from RefSeq and is a predicted model, not a curated record. Gene Ontology annotation, molecular function: tubulin binding.
GUCGUGUUUUUUUUUUACUCUCGCGGGCUUUGUUUUGAUAUGGCGGCAGGCUUCAAAACUUUUGUCUGUUAUGCUUCUACAACGCAGGCUAUUACUUCAGUAACACCGAUUAUUCUCCGGCGUUACAGGAUUAGCGAGCCCUGCCUGAGACAAGUGCGGUCAUCAUGUCAUCUCCAGCCGGGCUUCAGUACUCCCAGGCAGAGUUCUUGGCCCGGUGGAUGCCAAGUAGCAGCAGAGCCGGAGUCAUCCUCAACCCCAGUCCGGAGUUGGCCGGGUCCUUGCGGCAUAUCUCUGCAGUGAGAUCGCCGCUGCCGCCCCCGCCUUCGGGGCCAGACGACUCCUUCGCCUCCAACUUCGCCCCUCUGCCCGCGUCCGCGGACAGCAGUUGUCUCGAUGUGGAUGGAUUUACACGGUCGCCAGCAGGAGAGAGGGCUGGGAAUGACAGGCCAGUGAACGGUCUCUACUCUGUCCCUACGAGAAAUUCACAUGGACACUUUGACAGUUUUGAUGAAAUGGACAAAUCACAGGAGCUGCCUGUGAUGAUGAAGCUAGAACAGUUGAGGAAAUGGCAGCAACACAUGCAGGAGCAACUAAAGGCCCAUCAGUUGGAGGAGCUGCUUCGCCUCCAGGAAGAACAGCAGAGGCUGCUGGGAAUGAUGAAUGGGUCCCAGCACUGCACAGGAGGGCCGUCAGGAGCAGAAUGGGAGGAGAGCUCACUCCAUGGAGUCUCUCAAGAGAGAGAGAGUCCAUACAGCCCCAACUUAAUCUACCAUGGGAACCCACAGGGCUCUACCUGUGGCCCUCAACAGGAACAGCAGCUCUCUCGGGCAGGGAGACCAGAGCAGCUACCAAGGGGUCAAAAUCAUGAAGAGAUGGAGGACAAGGCAGAGGGUACAUGGGACUCCACAGAUGAUGACCAGGAACAGAGCAAUGCUACAAGCCAUUUUCAGGAGCAUGAUGACACAUUAAUACCAUGUAAUGGUGUGGCUUCAACUGAGGACCAUGGUAAAAAAGAAGAUAAAAUCUCACAGGACAGACCUAUUAAGCCAGGCAUUGGAGGACACAAGCAGACAUUUGAGGAGUUGUUGGAGGAACAACUGAGGCUGGAGGAGCAGAAGCUGAAGUCUAUGCAGCAACAACAGAACCAAGGUGGAGCUGAAGGUGUCCAAGCCCCUCCCAAGAGGGCCUUCCUGAAGCGAGGCGAGGGGCUUUCUAGAUUUACCAACAAUCGCAAAACAUCUUUACCAAAAAAGGAGAUUAAGAAGGACUCCAAACCACAACCCCAGGCCAGAGUAAUCUCCCGCAGCAACUCUGAGCCUGCAGCUAUCCAGAAAAGUGGUUCAAAUGGCCUCCAGCGACUUCCUGUCCAGCGUAAAACUGCCAUACUCAAUAAGGAGAACCGACAGAGAUGUCUCAAUUCGCCAUCUCAGGACAUCAGAUCUGAAAGUAAGACAGCAUGGACAAAGGUUUUGGGUAGUCAUCAAAGGCAAAACGCUGAAGGACCAGAGUCUAUUCAGACUGACCCAGAGGGCAGACAAACAAAACAUUGUCAACUGAGGCAAGUACAGGAACAGAAUUACAGGACAGUGGGUUUGUCUGCUCAGACUGUGAGGAAGCCUGGGCCUCCCAACAUGCAGCCAAACCCUGUAACCAAACAGGUGGGCUUGUUGGGAGUGCCAAUGAAGGCUGAAAAUUACACAGCUAAAGAGAAAAGUUGUGAUUCACAAAUGGAAUCAGCAGAGGGAAGAACGGGGUCAGAAGGAAGAGGAGAAGCAGACGGAGUUCCUCUGGACUCGUUUGAGUUGUCGUUCCAGGAGAAGCUCCAGCGUUGGGAUUGUGACCGGCAGUUGGAAAGCAUGGAGCUGGGAGAGUUUGAGCUACUGGAGCAGGCAGCUGAGGAGCUGUCCUUCUCGUCCAACUCUUCCUUUGUCAUGAAGGUUCUCCACAUGGACCAGCAUCACCGGCAGCUGCAGGCCGCUCAGGGGUUCCACCACCGACGGCUCUCCUCCACCCCCAUCAAGUCGCCUUCCAGAGUUGCACUUCAGAGCAGUGGUGAUUUGACGUGUAAAAGCAAUUCUGUGACCUCUGAAGCAUUUGUGGUGAAGAUUAGGGACAAUACACUCAAGAACAAAGUGAGCAUGGAGGAUAAAGGACAGGACAGUGGAGGAGAAGAGAAACACACAAACUCUGAUCUUUCAUCCUGUGGUGGCUCUGAAUUUGAUGACCAGGAAGUGGUGGUCAAACCACCUUUGAUUCCCAGCACCCUUUGCUUUCCUGCACAGUCUAACCCGCCAUAUGAUAAGCGGUCAUAUCAGGACGAGGACAGUUGUAGAGAUUUGGCUUCAGAUGUGACAGAGGAUGGUGAUGGGGAGAGCAACAGCAUCCUCAGCAACACUGAUGACUCCACUCUGAUAGACGGCAAAGAUGGCCAGCAGGGUAGAGUUGUGUUUGAUGACGACGACACAUGGAAUGACCUGGAGGAAACUCCAGUUCACCCAUCCAAUAACAAUAGAGGAGUCAGUCCUGUUGCCGAGGCAACAAACAAUGGCGUCUCACCACCGGAGCAGACUUUGUUGAGGAAGCGGGCAGUGAGCAAAGUUGUGGAGCUGCAUAAGGGCACAGUCGUUGGUUCAGCCAGUCUAGAGCAAGAUCCUCCCCGUCCUCCUGCCUCGCUGCUCAUGACAAGGUUAUUCCCUGCGCUGAAGCCAAGGGCCCAAAAUACACCUCUCCCUCCUCCUGCCACUUCUGUUGCUCCUGAGUCCAAAAAACCAGAGGAAGAGACAGGCCAGCAGGUCCAAUCUAGACAGCUGAGGGAGAGAUUGGUUGAGCUGGAAAUGGAGAUCGAGAGAUUUAAGAAGGAGAACGCUGCCCUCACCAAACUCAGACAGCAGAACGAGAAAAAUCAGGAAAACCUCAGAAAAGAGUGUAUGGAGUUUGAGCAGAGGAAAGCAGAGGAGCUGGCCAAAUUUGAGGAGUACAAAAGAGAGGAAAACAAGAAGCUGCAGAAGGAACGCAAACUGUUUGAAAAGCAUGUGUCAGCCGCCAGAGCUAUUCCUGACAAGAAGGAACGAGAGGAAAUCCAGGUGUUGAGGCAGCAAUUGAGCUCCCUACAGGAGGAGGUGAGGAGGAAGGAGAGUCGCUGGGCCUCCACACACAGCCGGCUGCGGCAGCAGAUCGACUCUCUCAACCAGGAGAACAGUUCCCUCCGGGAGGAGGUUCGUAUGUUGGAGAAGCUCCGCCUCAGUGCCUGGAAGAAAAACCCUGUCAGUGCAGAGAAGGACAAAGAAACAAAAGACACUCCCAGAAUAUUUGAAAACAAUGUUUCCUCUGUGACCAAAGGAGUGAAAUUUGCUAGUCCUCUUGACUCUAGAGGAAACAGCAGUGGGCCUCCACAGAGCAGCAGCACUGCAGCAGUUAGUCGAAGGAGCUCCAUGGACAGUGGUCAGAGUUCUACAGGAAUGAAGAGCAGCUUGAGAAGGCCAGCAAGGCCAGGCAUCUCUUCCCAUCCUCCGUCCUCCUCUUCCUCAUUACCUGGCAGGAGGACAGAGGAGAGGUCAACACCUGCAAGCAAGAGCCAGGAACAACCGUCAAACCAAGAACAAUCAAACAGCUGCUCUCCGAAAAGAGAUUCUCUGCCAAAAGAACCAGAGUGCGGUGAGGCUGAAGAGGCAGAAUCAGCUCAGGAGGUGAUCACACACCCAGAUGGGAAGAUAGAGAAGGUUCUGGCAGGUGGUGAUCGUGUUAUUGUCUUCCCCAAUGGGACCAGAAAGGAGGUUUCAGCAGAUGGACUGACAGUCAAGGUCACCUUCUUCAACGGAGACACUAAACAGAUCAUGGCAGACCAGAGAGUGAUCUACUAUUACUCUGACGCCCAGACUACACAUAUCACCUACCCAGAUGGCAUGGAGGUCCUGCACUUCCCUAACAACCAGACAGAAAAGCAUUUCCCAGACGGCCGUAAAGAAAUCACCUUCCCAGACCAGACAGUCAAGAACCUGUUCCCAAAUGGCAGAGAGGAGAGCGUGCUGACAGAUGGAACCAUCAUACAGGUCAACCCGGAUGGCACCAAGGAGAUCCAUUUCAACACAGGCCAGAAGGAGAUCCACACAGCCGACUACAAGAGGAGGGAGUAUCCAGACGGCACAGUGAAGACUGUCUACACUGAUGGCAGGCAGGAAACCCACUACCCCACCGGACGGCUCAGGGUCAAAGACAAAGAUGGCAACAUCAUCCUGGACAACAGGGCGUAGAAACUCUGCGUUGAAAGCAAACUCUAGUCCCAAGGCUCAUUUUGGUGCAGCUAUAACUUCCAAAGGCAAACUGCAGCAAGUCUCCAACAAAUCAGACUUAUCACUGGUCGUCCUCAUUCACCUCUCCUCAGGGAGGUCAGAGGUCAGCUGUUUGGGGAGGCUUUUCUCUGUUUCAGCUUACUGCAUAAAAGAAAAGCUGCCAGCUGGAGUAACAUCCAGACAUGAGAGUGGUAUCAAUCUUCUCAUUGAACUUUUGGCAAGAAAGCAAGUAAGUGUAUUUCCAGAAAUAUCCCCCAAAAUUUCCUUUAAUACUUUAACAUGCUGCCAAAAGAGGCAAAGCUACAGGUGAAUAGUCCACAGAAAAUGAAUUUGAGGAAGUCAUAAGAGAAAUAUUUGAAAUUAUUUUUAAAAUGUCAUUUUAAAGUGAGAAAAGUGAGCCUUCCUCUUGUUUUAUGGCAACACACACAGGUUUGAUGCUCAUAUACACCACUGUCCUAUUUCCAAAAGUCAAUACUCCAGAGAAGCAGCAAGUGUUUUUAUUUUCUCAAAAAUGGCACGUUCAUCUCUCAAUGGCAAUCUCAGCUGACCUACUGUCACUGUCUGCAUGUAGCAUCCAGUGUGUGUUGAUUGUAUCAGGAUAUUUUUGGCUCACAACUCCACUGACAUUCUUGUAAAUCUGAAUAUUUUAACAGCAACUCAGGCUGAGAAAUGCUUUCAUCAACUCAUUGUUUACAUUUAGUAGGAUUCAGAAUAAUUAAGUGCUGUAUGGAAACAAAAUGUUGCCUGUGUAGCAGAUUGAAACAGAACAGUUUUAGUGUGCUGUGUGAAGUGUUUGUUUGCAAUUAUUUUAAUUUGUAAAAAUGUUAAAUAUGUAUUUAAUUUCUUAGCUGACUAUAUAUUUUUUUGUAAAAUAAAUUUUACCCUCUUUGCUUUGUUAA